This is a messenger RNA of Perca fluviatilis (European perch), 5737 nucleotides long. It is a transcript of the gene wdr11, whose product is annotated as WD repeat domain 11. NCBI's taxonomy places the organism in Eukaryota, Metazoa, Chordata, Actinopteri, Perciformes, Percidae. The record is from RefSeq and is a predicted model, not a curated record. Gene Ontology annotation, cellular component: cytoplasm. The coding region runs from base 124 to 3855 and encodes 1243 amino acids. The transcript is spliced from 29 exons. Gene Ontology annotation, molecular function: protein binding.
CAUUUAGAAACACUGUUUUGCUUCCUGUUAGGAUUCUCAACAGAGUCGAAGGACAGAAGCUAACAAGUUGUAGCAGCUUUUGGUCAACAAAUGUUAAUGUAGCAUAAAUACUGAUCAACAAUAAUGAUUCCAUACACUGUCAACAUCAAACUCGCGGCUCGGACGUUGACUGGCACUCUUAAUUUGCAGAAUAAAACCGCUGUAGAUUGGGGAUGGCAGGGGCUGAUAGCUCAGGGAUGUCACUCCAGUAUUCUCAUCAUCGAUCCAAAGACGUCUCAGACUAUCCAGGUGUUGGAGAGGCACAAAGCUAAUGUGGUCAAGGUGAAAUGGUCCAGGGAAAACUACUACCACAAUGUGAGCUCUCCCUACUGUCUGCGGCUGGCUUCUGGAGAUGCCUCAGGGAAGAUCAUAGUGUGGGAUGUGGUCAGCGGCACUGUCCAUUGUGAGAUCCAGGAGCACUCCAAACCUAUUCAGGACAUGGAGUGGUUAUGGAAUCAGGAUGCGUCUCGUGAUCUGCUGUUAGCCAUCCACCCUCCCAACUACAUCGUUCUGUGGAACGGAGACACAGGCACCAAGCUGUGGAAGAAGAGCUAUGCUGAGAACAUCCUCUCCUUUUCUUUUGACCCCUUUGACCCCUCCAACAUGGCAUUGCUGACCAGUGAAGGAAUAGUCUUUAUCACAGACUUUUCCCACUCCAAACCACCGGGCAGCGCUGGCAAAAAGGUCUACAUCGCCAGCCCCCAUGCAAGCCCCGCCCACACCAAGCCUGCCCCCGCCGCUGCCCCGGUCCCUACUGGCGCCAAGAAGGCCCUCAACAAGGUCAAAGUGCUCAUCACCAAUGAAAAACCCACUGCGGAGGCGGUGACGUUGAACGACUGUCUGCAGCUGUCCUACCUGCCAUCCAAGAGGAACCACAUGCUGCUGCUUUAUCCCAGAGAGAUCCUCAUCCUGGACCUGGAGCUCAGCCAGACGGUGGGUGUGGUGGCCAUCGAGCGCUCCGGGGUGCCCUUCAUUCAGGUGAUUCCCUGCGCUCAGCGGGACGCUCUCUACUGUCUCCAUGAGAACGGGUGUAUCACCCUCCGAGUUUGUCGCACCACUACCACUCCAGAGGAAGCAGCAGACCCCGAGCAGAAUGUCUACGAGCUCAUGUACGACCUGCGUUCUCAGUGCGAUGCCAUCCGAAUCACCAAGACAGUGCGGCCAUAUCGCAUGGUUAUCUGCCCCGUCAACGAAAACAGCGCUGCGCUUAUGGUCAGCGACGGCAGAGCCAUGCUGUGGGAGCUCAAAGCCCACGCCAGCAAGGCUGUCAGCAAUCCAAGUUCGGGUCUUUCUCCGCUCUACACCCCCUUAUCAUUUUGUGGAUCUCCACUGGGUCCAAACCAGAAAAGGAUUCAGGAUCUCUCUCUCAACAGCAUGAUCGGUCAGACCUUGAUGGCUGGUGAGGCUCCUCCUCCAUCAUCCAACCAGCAAGAUAUCCAGUUAAAGUUCCUGCUGACUGGCCUCCUGUCUGGUCUGCCGCUGCCACCAUUUGCCCUUCGCAUGUGUCCACCUCUUACUACCAAAAACAUCAACCACUACCAACCCCUGCUGGCUGUAGGCACCAGUAAUGGGUCUGUACUGGUCUAUAACCUGACCAGUGGUCUUCUCCACAAAGAUCUCAGUGUCCACUCUUGUGAAGUCAGGGGGAUUGAAUGGGUGAGUCUUACCAGUUUCCUAUCUUUUGCCACUUCUGCUCCCAACAACAUGGGCCUGGUGCGAAAUGAACUGCAGCAUGUCAACCUGCCUACUGGCAGAUGCUUUGCAUUCAGAGGCGAGCGAGGAAACGAUGAGCCACCCAUUGAGAUGAUUAAAGUGUCUCAUCUCAAACAGUACCUGGUUGUGGUGUUCAGAGACAAACCCCUGGAGCUGUGGGACACCAGGACGGGGACGCUUCUCCGGGAGAUGGCGAAGAACUUCCCCACUGUUACUGCAUUGGAGUGGUCCCCGUCCCACAACCUGAAGAGUCUGAAGAAGAAGCAGAUGGCAGCGAGGGAGGCCAUAGCUCGGCAGACGGUGUCAGACGCCGAGCAGACUAGCGUUGAAUCCUCAGUCAUCAGUCUCCUACAGGAUGCAGAGAGCAAGUCAGAGACCAGCCAGGCCAUCUCAGCCAGGGAGCAUUUUGUAUUCACUGACACUGACGGGCAGGUCUACCACAUCACCGUAGAGGGCAACACAGUCAAAGAUGGCGCACGAAUUCCACCUGAUGGCAGUAUGGGCAGUAUCGCCUGCAUUGCCUGGAAAGGCGACACCCUGGUGCUCGGGGACGUUGACGGCAAUCUCAACUUCUGGGACCUCAAAGCUCGUUUGUCCAGGGGAAUACCAACACAUCGUGGCUGGGUGAAGAAGAUCCGCUUUGCCCCGGGCAAGGGCAACCAAAAGCUGCUGGUCAUGUACACAGAUGGAGCCGAGGUCUGGGACACCAAAGAGGUCCAAAUGGUGAGCAGCAUGCGGAUCGGGCGCAACGUGAACUACCGCAUCCUAGACAUUGACUGGUGCACGUCAGACAAGGUUGUGCUGGCCUCUGACGACGGCUGUGUCCGAGUGCUGGAAAUGGCAAUGAAGUCCGCCAGCUACCGCAUGGAUGAACAAGACCUGACUGAUCCAGUGUGGUGUCCUUACCUGCUGGUGCCCCGAGCGGCCCUCACUCUCAAGGCUUUCCUCCUGCUGCAGCCCUGGUCAGGAACCUUUACCAUGGACAUCACCCAAGUAGACUACAAUGAGAAAGACGAGAUAAAAGGCCUGAUCCAGGAGCAGCUCAACUCCUUGUCUAACGAUAUGAAGAGUGUGCUGCAGGACCCGGAGCUCAGCCUGCUGCAGCGCUGCCUCCUGGUCUCACGGCUGUUCGGGGAUGAGUCGGACCUUCACUUCUGGACAGUGGCGUCCCACUACCUCCAGUCGUUUGCCCAGGCUCGUCAGCUAGGUGUGUCCACUGCAGAGGGUCAGGCCAAAAGUGAAGGAACCCAGACGUCGCCUCCGAACCACCUGGACAUCUGCCACGACGUUCUGUGUGAGAGCUCUUACUUCCAGAAGUUCCAGUUGGAUCGAGUUCACCUGCAGGAGGUGAAGCGCUCCAGUUAUGACCACACUAAGAAAUGUGCUGACCAGCUCCUCCUGCUGGGUCAGACGGACCGAGCGGUGCAGUUACUGUUGGAGACGAGCGCAGACAACUCCAGCUACUACUGUGAUUCACUCAAGGCCUGCCUAGUGACCACCAUCACCUCUUCAGGCCCCUCACAGUCCACCAUCAAACUAGUGGCCACUAACAUGAUUGCCAACGGCAAGCUAGCAGAGGGAGUACAGCUGCUGUGUUUGAUUGACAAGGCAGCGGAUGCUUGCCGCUACUUGCAGACCUACGGGGAGUGGAACCGGGCCGCCUGGCUGGCUAAGGUGCGUCUGAACCCAGCGGAGAGCUCCGAUGUGCUGAAGCGCUGGGCGGAGCACCUGUGCUCCCCGCAGGUCAACCAGAAGUCCAAAGCCAUCAUGGUGCUGCUUUCCCUGGGAUGUUUUUACAAAGUAGGAGAGAUGCUACAAAGUAUGAGGCACUUUGAUCGCGCCGCCCUCUUCAUUGAAGCCUGUCUGAAGUACGGGGUGAUGGAGGCCAACGACUCUUCCAAUAAACUUAUCAAAUCUGUAUUUUUGGAGUAUGCACGGAUGCUGCGCUCACUGGGCCUGCGAGAGGGCGCUGCUCUGUGGGCAUCACGGGCCGGCAGCGCUGGGGAGCAGCUGAUGGAGGAGCUGUUCCAGGGAGAGGGAAGCGUGCCAGAAGCCAUUCCUGGCGAAGAGGGAGUCGAGCUGAGCCAGAAUAGCACCGAGUGACCCCGGAAAGACGGGAGGUUUGGAAGAGAACGGUUGACAUACUCUUUGGUACAAAUCAAGGGGCGGCCAUUCGUUCUAACUUCAAUAACGUGACCGUUGUGUAUUAACUGUGUCGGCAUCACGGGGGAAUCAUGAUCAUCAUCUCCACGUCAUGAGAAGAGAGGAGAUAUGAGGAGAUUUCUCCAUGUGAAGUUGCCAGUCCGUCACUGAAGUCUGUGUCUGUAGCGAGUUUGACUUUUCUUAAUGGUUGGUAUGACCAGUGUGUGUUUGUGCACAUAUGUGUAUGCAUGCAACAUCCCCAAAAGAAAACACACUGAUUCCCCCCCUCCAACAAGUGAAGUUGACAUAGUUGAUAACAGUCUGUGUUUUUGUUGAUUAAUGAAUUUAACUCAUGAGAUUUUUUUUUAAUGGUUGCUUGUUAAGCUUUAUUUUGUGUGCCUGUAAUAAUAACUUCAAAGUAUUGCUGUAGCUCUACAGGUUUAAUUAGCCUUUUUGCUGCUGAGAUUAAAUGUGGCAGAAUGCAUUUAUCCCAAAAUAAUGUUCCCUAUUUCACUAUUAAUCCACGUCUACUUAAUGACUGAAUUCCAAAAUGAUUUUUGUUGCACUCUUGAUUUAACCAAAAACACUGCAUCAUUUGGAUGAUACCUUUUUUUUUUACCCUCCUUGUAACAGAGACAAGAGACAAUAUUGCUCUAGACAGACACAUAACAGACUGACCGUUGUGUACAUACGCAGCAGGUGGUGCUGUGUAAUUGACUCACCAAAAGCCUGCUGCUGCGCCAGCCUCUGCAGCUGUAACUGUCGGAUGGCAGUAAAAUUAGCCAGGUCACUCUGCGCUUAUUAGAUACGUAUUAGUAUAUUAUCUCAUCUCCCAGAGCACAGAAGGGAGAGGAAUCUGACUGCUGCCACCCGAGUGACGCCAUUUAAUUAGCUUGUGCAGAGUCCAGUUGAAUAUAUGCUGGGUAAUCCAUUCCAUCCAAAUGGAAUUUUUAAUUUUCUACUUUUAGGAAGACUUGAGAGGAUAGUUUUCUCUCUGUAUUCUUUGAUCUUUGUAUAAUGAGGUUGUUGUCUGGUGUGUGCGUAUUACAAUAAGAGCUGUCAAAAUGUGUUGCAACUCUUUAGGAUCAUUUACACACAAACAAAUAAUCUGUGCUGCUCCCACUGUUGCCCAUCACGAUCACAAAGCCCGACACACAGUUUAGCAAACGGCUUAGACUUGCUGCCACAUCUCCUCCGCUCUGCUUUUGCCUCAUGUUGUCAUAGUGAGCUAUCUACUGAUCAUCAGAAUCAUCUGCAUGACAAUGCAAAGACUUUAGUGAUUGUGUGUUUAAUUCCCUUGUAACGUGUUUAGUGGUCCUGAAACGAGACCGUAACUCCAUCCACAGGACCUUUUUAAGUGUGUUAUUGUGUUUCAUAAACACGUCAGUGCUGUUUCUCUUGUGUAACAGUUAACCCCUAGGCAGUGUCACUAUGGCAACCCAGGCCUAUUUCAGUGGGGGGGGACUACAUGUUCCUGUAGAUCCAUUUCACAUAGCUCCACCAACAUACUGUAGGAUCUUAUAUAGAGAGCCAGCUUAGAGUCCCACAACCCAGCAGAUAAUCAGCCGUAGUUCACCUGGUGCUGUGUAUCUUCCACCAAUCAUGUCAUGCAGUGUUGUGAAAGCAACAUGUAUCGCACUGCCUCUUAUGAUUAGGCACUAGUGUGAUUAACACUCGCUGCUUUAAUUAGAUCAACAAAAGAAAAGUUGAGCCUUUUUUUCAUUGUUCUGUGUUCAUUGUUUGUACAUUGAUCCUAAUGCUUUAUUCUAUAUAAAUAUUACAAGAAAAAAAAAUAAGAUAUAUGUAUAUAUUGAUGGCAAUAAAAUCAAUGUUAUUAACUUUA